Molecule: messenger RNA, 7062 nt
Organism: Sporothrix brasiliensis 5110
Lineage: Eukaryota; Fungi; Ascomycota; Sordariomycetes; Ophiostomatales; Ophiostomataceae
Exons: 2
Coding region: 1-7062 (2353 amino acids)
Biological process (GO): chromatin remodeling
Molecular function (GO): histone methyltransferase activity; protein binding
Source: RefSeq, a predicted model, not a curated record
AUGGCCACCCGGCCUUCGUCUGAGGUCAUUGAUCUCACAGAGGACGACGACAUGGAAAACGAGCUGGAGAUCCUCCGGAGCACGCACACGCCGCGCAAUCCACCACUCUCCCGCGCACGCAACCCCAUGCAGUACUUUGCCACCAUCUACCGCGAGGGUGACGCCGUGUCUGCGUCGGCCAGCUUCACGGCACCGUCACCGCAGGCUGCAGCGGCGGCUGCGCCGUCACAGCCGCCGUCCUCGCGAUCCACACAUUCGUCACCCUUUGCAUCCACCCUGGGCUUCGGGCACUUCUUUGGACGCCAGCACCGCGGGAACUCGCCCGUCAGUCGGGAGCAGGCCGCAGCCGCCGCACAGGGCAGCGCGUCGCCGCCGCCGGCUCGUCCGGGCAGCCAGCAGUCGGAGUCAUUAUAUGGCCGGCCCUCACCCGGCCUUCACCGGCCGCCGUCAGGACAGGGAGGGCAGGCAUCUUCGCCGCGACCGUAUGCUCAGCCCUCGCAGUCGGAGCCGGCGUCUGUUUCUAGUCCGUCGGGUGCAACAAGACCGGCGGCUGCGAGUUCUUCGGACUAUAUGCUGAACCAAACCAGCCAGGCACAACCAGCUCGGUCCGGCUCCGGAAACUCGCCCACAACGUCCACAACGUCCACAACGCCCAAACCUGCCGCCGCACAGACCAGCCAGGCCUCACCAACCCUGCCGUCACAGUCGUGGAUGGGUCGCUCGUCUCCGGUGAUAAACAACAAGCAGCCAUCCACGUCAGCACGCACUGCGUCGCCCCAACAGGCGUUCGCGGCUCGCUCGCAGUUUGGACACGGGCUAUCGCCCUAUCCGAGGCAGGCCUCGUCCUCGCAGCAGUUUACGGACACGCAGCAGCACGAGCUCCGACUGCAGGCACGACAGCAGGAAGAGCAGCGUCAGCAGGAGCAACGUCAGCAGGAGCAGCGGCAGCAGGAGCAGCGGCAGCAGGAGCAGCAGCGGCAACGUCUGCUCGACCAACAGCGCCGACAGGAGCAGCAACAGCAAUCCGAGCAGAAAGAGCAACCGGGGUGGCGGGUUAUGCUGCAGCACCUCAACGAGCAGAACCACCACCGGUACCUGCUAGAGAAGCAGCGCAAAAGUGACGAGCUACGCCAGCAAAACGAGCAACGCCAGCAACGCCAGGAAGAGCACGAACGCCUACAGCGCCAGCAUCUAGCACAUGCCCACGCCCAUGCCCAGGCCCACCAAGCCCAGACCCAACAGCAUCAACAACAGCAGCAGCAGCAGCAGCAGCAGCAGCAGCAGCAGCAACAGCAACAGCAACAACAGCAGCAGCAACAGCAGCAACAGCAACAGCAACAACAACAGCAACAACAGCAACAGCAGCGCAGCAGCGUCCAUCAAUCAGCCUCAACCGGCCACCUCUCAUACAGCUUGAGCUCCGGCGCCCGGUCACCGGCCCAGCACUCACCCCAGCAUUCUCCACAACUCCAUCCGUCCACCUCCAGCCCACAUUGGUCGUCAACGCUGCUGUCUACCUCCGGUGGGCCCCCGUCCUCGCUGCGGCCGAGCCAGUCACAUCCUCUGCCCAACCCUGCCGCCUACCGCUCAUCUGCUGCUGGCGGCCAUGCCUGGCAGACUGCCCUCUCACAGUUCCAGACACCCCAUCGCCGCAACUCACCGCUGCUCAGAAACUCGCCCCCAAGCCAGACACUGCCUCCGGUGCAGACCAAGUCACCGCCUCACCCGUAUGGAAACCCGCAACCACGGCGGCACUUGCAUACUGCACGGCCGCAACCAAGCCAAGAGUCGUCGGCCAGUGCCACAAGUCAAUUACCUGGCCAGCCGUCUACGGCAGCACAGACCUCACGGGCGCAAUCCCCUCGCCGUUCAUGGGAACCUAUCCGGUUCAACCGACCCUUGGCCGCCCAUCCGCCUGCCCCUGCGACCGAGUCUCUUCCUUCUCACCAGCAGCCCGCCGCCUCCGCCUCGUCUGGAACGGCAGCUCGGAAAAUCUCGGCACAAUCACCACCCCCCGUUGCGUCGUCGUCCCCUGUAUCUGUCUCGUCCGGAUCUUCGUCGCCUCGCGCCGGAUCGGCCGCUGCAAAAAGAGACAACAACAGCAACAGCAACAGCAACAGCAACAGCAACAGCAACAACAACAGCAACAGCAAAAACAACGACAACAACAACAACAACAACAACAACAACAACAACAAGAACAACAACAACAACAACAACACCAACACCAACACCGGCGGCAAUCGUAAUAUCCUUAAUAUUAAUCAUCUGCGACCGCGCUUGUCGACACAAAUAGAGCAUCUACCGGAUCGCCUUCGUCUUGGCACGGGCCUGUACCCCUCCAAACCCAUUUCCCUCUCGGCCUCACCAACAAACCCCCCAGCGCCCUUAUCACCACCCCCCGCCUCGUCGCUUCCUGAGCCGCAUGCUCGUAAUCAGGAUAAAUCGGCCCCGCUCAGGACCCCGCCACGAGACCAGCAUCCUCAGAUCAAUUUGCCCGGGGACGUUGCACGUCAGCAUGAAGCGCGGCCAGACGCCCCUACUGCCACGUUGCAGGACGUGACACAACAGGACGCGGCACUCCAAGGCAGGCUGCUCCAAGCAGAAGCGAGGCGUGCCACCGACAAUCUUGCUCUCUCCCCCGAAGCACGCAGAGCUGAGAUUCGGCGCGCAGAGGCCCAGCAGGUCGAGGUCCUUCAAGCCGCAGCACUGCGAGCCGAUGCCAUCCAAGCCGAAGCCCUGCUUGCAGAAGCCCGCCGUGCCGAGGCUCUGCAAGCUGCCGAAGCCCAACGCGUGGACGCAAUGAAGAUUGACGCCGUCCAGGACGAGGUUCUACUCUCCGAAGCGUCGCCCAACAAAGCUGUGUCGGUACAGUCGCCUGGUCAGACCCCUUCGGUAAAGACCACACCCUCCAAGAAGGGGACGUCCACGUCCGCGACCGAUGCGUGCUCCGCCCCCUCUCCUACCAAGACACCAACCAGGCCUCAGCCGGACUGGACAGUGGCCGAAAUCAUGGCAUCGCUCGAAACGUUCCUCGACUCGCUUCUCGUCGACCACGGACGGGACGUGGAGUACGCCAUUGACAUGGCCAAGCCCAGAGCCCAGACCGUGGUUAGUAGUUUUGACGACUUUGCCGAUCUUCCGGUGCAAAACAUUGAUGCGAGCGACGAUAUAGACGACCGUGUCCUGCUGCGCGGCAAGCUGCACCGCGACAAUCAACGUCGGCCCGAGGCACGCACCAUCCAUGCCCGAGUUGUCCCGCUCAAGACACCCGGCAAGGCUGUGCCCAAGUACCGCUUCCAUCACGUCGAGAUUGCCAAGAACAUCCUGUCGCCCAACACCCCUCUCAAGUUUAUUCCUCAUCUUAGAGAUUUUGAAGACAACUCGGAAGAGAAGCGGCGACACGACCAGUGGAUAGAGGAGCUGGAGAGCAUGGAACGCAAGUCCGGCUUCGACUCGUCCAAGCUCUUCCAAAAAGGCGACACGACACGCAAGUCCGAAUUUACCAAGCUGCUGUCCGACUACCUUGACCACUGGAUCGCUCGACUGGGAAUCGACAACUGCAGCAAAACCUCGCUCAUCCGAUACAUGGCGAACGAGGCGCAAAACGACCAGACGAUCACGCCCCAGCAGAAGAACAGCCUGCUCAGCUCGUGCGGCGAAGACUCGGCCACACCGCGCGCCGCCGUCGUGGCCAGCAUGCUGACGGAGGCGUUCAACCGUGUCUUCAAGAGCCGCGACGUGACCCUCUACGACGUGCUCAAGCAGGACGAGGCCGUCGAAAACGUCUUUGAUCCCAAGAAGGCGACCAAGAGCAAGGACCAGGACAAGGAGCCGUCCCUCGAGCAGAUCCAGCAGUAUCUCGGCACCUACACCUCACUCAAGUGCAUGAUCUGCAACACCCAUUCGUGUGAGCACGGCGAGUUUGACGCCGAAAACGUCCGCCGGUGCUUUUCUAUUGACGAUCUUGGCGGCAAACUCUGGAAACAUGUCGAACGCCGCCGUGACCGCCAGACCCGAGAACUGCGCCAGCUGCACGCACACCAACAAAAGGCUCUGGGUGCUACCAGCGGCAACAGCAACUUGAACGGCGCAAACGGCAGCGGUGAAUUCGGUGCCGGCGCGAGCAAGCAUGGUACCAACAACUUGGCACCCGUCGCCAACUCUCCGCCCUGCCGCAACAAAUGCUACCGCAGCUAUGACAUUGGCGACGCCGCAUUCGUUACGCGCGAGUGGACUGAGAAUGAGACGAACCUGCUUCGCAGCUUCCACCUCACUUUUGCCAACAGCACAGGCAAGGUCCCCUGCGCUCUCUGUCCGAUGAUGGGCCGCCACUGUUGGGAGGUGUACCGCCGCAUGAAAGAACUGGGCCUCUCUAUUGCGCUUCGCCCAGAGACGCCUUCGGAGGCGACAGAGCCGACGCCCGUGCCAGUUAAGCCAGUCGCAUGGUACGACCGCCACCGCAAGGUCUUGAAUGGCGACUGGUCCGACCACACGCACACGCACUUGUAUGCGCUGCGCGAACAGCGCGAGCCGUGCAACCACGACGGUCCCUGCACGUCCGCACGCGGCUGCCCCUGCGUGGAGGCUAAGCUUCUUUGCGAACGGUUCUGCCGCUGCACGGCCGAGUGCUGUGCGUUUAAGUUUACCGGCUGCGCCUGCCACGGAUCUGGCAAGACAUGCUACCAGCGCCAAAAGGAGGGCAAGCCGUGCAUCUGCGUCCAGCUGAACCGCGAGUGCGACCCGGUUCUCUGUGGCAGCUGUGGCGCCCGCGAGCGUGCCGACCCGGAGAACCGCGACGACGACGAGCUGCACGCGACGGGCUGCCAGAACGUGUCGCUCCAGCGUGGCAAGUCCAAGGCGGUCGUGCUGGGCCAGUCGCAGCUGCAGGGCUGCGGGUAUGGCCUCUUCACGGCAGAAGACAUUGGCGCCGACGAGUUCAUUAUCGAGUACGUCGGCGAGUUGAUCACACACGACGAGGGUGUGCGGCGUGAAGCGCGCCGUGGCGACUUCUUCGACCAAGGCGCCAACGCGUCGUACCUCUUUACGCUGCUUGAGCAGGACGGCAUAUGGGUCGACGCGGCCAUCUACGGCAACCUGUCGCGGUACAUCAACCAUGCGUCUGAGAGCGACAAGCGUGGCUGCAACAUCACACCCAAAAUUCUCUACGUCAACGGCGAGUUCCGCAUCCGGUUCUCGGCCAUGCGUGACAUCAAGGCGGGCGAAGAACUUUUCUUUAACUACGGAGAAAACUUCCCCAAUUUGACAAAGAAACUGCUCGAGGACAAGGCGUCGGCCAGCGACGACGACGCCAUGGCCAAUGCUGGCAAGAGCCGACGAAGCGGCGCAGCACAACGCCAGGCCAGCCACUACAACAACAGCCGUCGAAAGGGCCAGCAGGCCAUGCGCAGUCGUGCGCCUACAAAGAGUGUGCAGACUGGGCCUAGCAACAGUCGCAGCGGUGGCAACGGUAAGAACAUCCGCAGCAACGACAGUUCUCACCUCCCGCGUCGCUCGCGGCCCAAAGGCGGUGCACGGAAAGAGGCCCCGCCACCCCGCCGCGCCGAGACAGACGACCUUUCUGCGGAUGACGAUGGCGACGAUGACAACGACGAUGCCGACCACAUGGACAUUGACAGUGGCAACGGUUCACAACGCGCGUCGGUUCGAAACAGAUCGACCAAGUCUGCUUCGCUGAAGCGGAAGCGGCGCAACACCAUCGUUGACGACGACGAUGGCGACGACGAGAGCGAUGGCGGUCACAGGGGCAAGGUUGGAUCAGACGAUGAACAGCUCGCCGAAGAAUCCCGCCGCACCGGGCGCAGCAGCCGCCGACGCCCUGGUGCCACUACGACAACAUCCUCGGCAGCGGCUACCGCUACAGCGGGCAUGGGCGCCAUCGCCACGGAAUCGGCUGCUCUGCCCGAAACGCCACGACGUCUUAGAGCCCGUCUCGGCACCCAACGAGCAGCCAGCCGGGAGAGGAGCGACCACGGGACCAGCCACGAUGACCAUGCUGCCGACGAGGACGGAAGACACGGAGGCGGUGCUGCUGACUCACCGCGGACGCGGAAUCGCCGCACAGCGAUGCGCUUCGGCAACGGCGGGGCCGCGUUCACGGAUGGGGAUAACGACACCGACCAACAGCCGCUUAAGAAGCGGCCACGCGUCGGCUCUCGGCGUGGUGACACAGCCACGUCCAAUGCCGCCGCACAGCACAACAAUACGGACAGCGACAACAUGGUUGUCGACUCGGACGAGUCGAUUCCGGCGCGCUCCCUGCGGAACAGGCGGCCUUGGCAACAACAGCCGCGACUGACAGAACUGUCGACGGCAGACCUGCCGGACCGGCGUGCGCACAGCGAUGGCGGCGAUGGCGGCGAUGGCGAGGGGGACGAAGGCGGCACCAGCGCGCCCGCAUCGGCUGUGGUGGCGCUCGGCACGACCGACGAUGACCAGGGCAGUGUGACUUCCGCAAGCCAGUCUUACGGGCCAAAUCAUCAGAGCACGCCAGGCAGGGCUGCCCGUACUGCUGCUACUGCGCCUGCCACUACGACCCCAACCACAUCAUCGACAGUCAACACGCGCCGCCGUAACGUUGUGCCCGAUUCCGACGACGAUGUGGACGUGUCCAACAUCACGUCGAGCCGCGCCAGCCGUAGCGGAAUGCGCAGCGCGUCCAGACCGUCGUCCUUGGGCCAGCCCGCGGCGGCCGCUUCGCAUGCCGCCCCGACGACGUCCCGUGUUGCCACGCCCCUGUCGCGACCACACACGCCCAAGGUCAACGACAAGGCGGAUGCCGGCGGCGGCACGAGCACCGGCCACCUUGGCCAGACCGGCAGCAUCCGGCGAAGCCUGCGGAGCAAUGACGACGCGUCUCGACCGGGCUCGUCCGGCUCAGGAGUUGUGCCGGCGCCCACAUCCGCACCGGCCGCGCAGUCGACGCCGAUCAACACGCGCUUCCGGUCUGGUGGCGAAGACGACAGUGGAGGCAGUUCAGUUGAGCGCAGCCAGCGCAAGCGGCAGAUGCCGGCCCGGUACCGCACGGAGGAUGGACUGUAG